AUGGCGGACCUGGAAGCUGACGAGAAAUCCGUGCCCAUCCGCACUGUAGGAGGUCGGCCAGUGUCGCCCGUCAACCUGGACGAAAAGCGCGCUUCGGUGUCAUCUACUCGGGCCGCGCAAAGGAUCCUCGCGCACAGCAACGAUGCCGACGAGGCCAUGAAAGCAUUCGCCCGCGGCGAGGUGGUGGAAAUCGACGAGGCCACCAGCAAGCGUUUACUCCGCAUCAUCGACUGGCAUCUCAUGCCGCUCAUGUGUGUGAUCUAUGGCUUGAACUACCUGGACAAGACCACCUUGUCGUAUGCCAGUAUCAUGGGCAUCAAGAAGGACAUCGACCUCAAAGGCGACGACUAUCAGUGGCUGGGGAGUAUGUUCUACUUUGGCUAUCUCGCAUGGGAGUAUCCGACGAAUCGACUGCUCCAAAGGCUGCCUCUUGCGAAGUACUCGGCUUUUUGCGUCGUCGCCUGGGGAGCCGUGUUGGCUUUAUUCGCGACGGUGUCAAAUUUCGGAGGGGCGGUAGCUAUCAGAUUCUUCCUGGGUGUCUUCGAAGCUGCCGUCACACCGGGCUUCGCCCUCUUCACCUCUCAAUGGUACACCAAACGCGAACAGGGCACACGCACGGGGAUCUGGUUCUCCUUCAAUGGCUUCGGGCAGAUCUUUGGCGGCUUGGUCUCGUACGGCAUCGCAGUCGGGGCCCGCAAGCACGGCACCGCCAUUGCUCCAUGGAAGAUUGUCUUCUUGGUCAACGGCUGUCUCACCGCCGCACUGGGCGUUGUCUUCUUCUUCGUCAUGCCGGACAACCAGCUCAACGCGCGGUGGUUGACGCCGCGUGAUCGCGUUCUGGCGGUCGAGCGGGUCCGGGUCAAUCAGCAAGGAAUCGGUAACAAGCAUUUCAAAUGGUACCAGAUGAAGGAGGCCCUACUCGACCCGCUGACGUGGGCUUUUGUCUUUUAUGCUUUGGUGGGCGAUAUCCCCAAUGGAGGUAUAUCCAAUUUUUUUUCGCAGCUGAUCGUCUCGUUCGGCUACACUCCUGAAGAAUCUCUGUUGUACGGCACGCCCGGCGGUGCAGUCGAAGUGGUCUCGCUCAUGUUCUGCGGCUGGCUGGGCGAUCGUCUCGGGCAACGGCUCUUGGUGUCCAUGUCUGGCCUGAUCGUCGCAUUGCUCGGCAUGAUCCUGAUCGUCGCGCUGCCGCUGGACAAAAACUCGGGCCGUCUGGCGGGUUACUAUCUCACGCAAGCGUCGCCGGCGCCGUUUGUCGCGCUGUUGAGUCUGGUCGCCACCAAUGUGGCGGGAUACACCAAGAAAACGACCGUGGCGGCCCUCUACCUCGUCGGUUAUUGUGUCGGAAAUAUCAUCGGGCCCCAGACGUUUCGGCCCAAGGAUGCUCCGAGAUACGUCCCUGCCGAGAUCACCAUCAUUGUCUGUUGGGGCGCGUGUCUGAUUGAUCUGGUUUUCAUCUGGUGGUGGUGCAAGCGUAUGAACAAACGCAAGGUUGCAAUCAAGGCUGAACCGGGCUAUGUCAAGCUGGAAAACCAGGAGUAA
This is a messenger RNA of Capronia epimyces CBS 606.96, 1539 nucleotides long. RefSeq lists its product as uncharacterized. Gene Ontology annotation, biological process: allantoate transport; transmembrane transport; tripeptide transport. The transcript is spliced from 3 exons. Lineage: Eukaryota; Fungi; Ascomycota; Eurotiomycetes; Chaetothyriales; Herpotrichiellaceae. Bases 1 to 1539 code for a protein of 512 amino acids. The record is from RefSeq and is a predicted model, not a curated record. Gene Ontology annotation, molecular function: dipeptide transmembrane transporter activity; allantoate transmembrane transporter activity. Gene Ontology annotation, cellular component: plasma membrane.